AUGGCCGACAACAGCUUUGCCUGGGCAGCCAGCAAAGGCAGGCUGAGAACGAACGAAGUGCAUAAAACCGAAGAGGCCAAAUUGGUCAUCGAAGAGAAGUUUGUGAACCGCACCGAACGAGGAACCAAGAAGUCUCUGUCGGCCGAAGCCGAAGAUGAAGACGGCUACAUCUUGGACGAUGAUGUUCCCGGUGCCGAAGCCGAGGAAACCGAGCACAAGCCUUCGGAUGGCCUCCCCGCAUCCAAGAGCAGGCAUGUGUUCCCGACGCUCCGAAAGAACGACAACCCUCUCACGACCCUCCCAAGCUUUCUGGGGAUCUUGGCAAAGAAGAUCGAGAAUGGAUGUCUCGAGCAGGAGAAGCUGAAGAAGAUGAACUACCCACGGGCAACGGAGCAGCUGGUCUCGAUUGCUACCCAUAUGCAGACCCUCUUGGAUCAGAUGAAUGGUCUUUACAAAACCUUGACAGAGAAGGAGGCUGAGCUUCCGACCGAGCAGCAGCCAUCUUGGGGGAUCGACGACACCGUCGAGCCGAAGGGGUCUGCUGGCGACGAUCGCAAGCCGAGCAAGAAGAAGCGAUCUGAUUCGGAAUCCAGUGAUGACCUUGCCGAUGCUUUGAUGAUUAACAUGGAGCGAGGAGCAGACGCCAGAUCUGUGGUCCGGAUGGCUGCUAUCGCUGCCAAACGAAUGAAGAAGCUAGGUGUCAUCGACCCUGAAAUCGACCGGAUCGGCCGCUUGGGGGCUGGCAACUACCACAAUGCUGCUCGGAAUUUACAUAAGUUCGUUCAUCGAGAAGGUCAAACUUUGCCGAUUCCCAUCUCCACUACACCAUUGAAAAUUCGAAAGAAAGGGGGUGGGUGUGUGGAUGUGAACUAUCCCAUUCUUCGCCUCACUGACUGGCUGGAGUUCAUUUUGGGCACAGCUGGUGGUCAAUUCUGCUUAGCUGGGUAUCAUACUUGGGAAACUGGCUUUGAAGAUGUCUUCAGCAGGUUCUGGGAGAGGCUUCGUCCGAGCAAUGAAUCGCACGACAUUUAUGUAAAGAAGACAGCAGAGGAGCGAGCCCGAACGAUACCCAUGUGCAUACACGGUGAUGAGGGGAGGGGCUUGGCCAAAGUACCGGUGCUCAUCACCAAUUUUCAGUGUGUGGUGCCCUGGCUGGGCGAGGAUCACCUGAAUACGCAUGGGCACUCCUACUGUACGAGGCUUCUGCAUUCCAUCAUGCCGGGGUCCUGUUAUGCCCCGGGCGACAAAACGAUCGAUGGACUGCACCAGGCAAUCGCAGCUGAGUUCAUUCAGCUCUUCGAACGAGGAGUAACCGUAGAGGUAUCUAAGCUGAUCACACAGAAAUCAUUUUGA
Symbiodinium necroappetens is the source of this 1353-nucleotide messenger RNA. The record is from the annotation of a GenBank genome assembly. Lineage: Eukaryota; Dinophyceae; Suessiales; Symbiodiniaceae.